CCUUCACAUUGCGUGAGGAGGAUGAGCGAGGUCCACGACGCAGAGAGCAUCGGAAUGAUGGCUCGGCUGCUCAAGAUGAAACUGAAAUUAUCACCGAUGCGUACUUCAAAUUAUCGACUGUCCAGUGGUCGUGGCCAGAAGUACUGAAUCCCUGGCAGGCAGCAGCUGUCAGAGCGCUCACAUACCCUGCAAACCUCUGCAGCCCGUUUCAUCCGUUCAACGAGUCAUCAGAAGACGGUCUGGAGAUGUUCAUCGGCACUGAAAAGGACGGUUCGAGACGACUCCUCAUGUCGUUGAAGCAGAUGGAAUUUUUACAGUUGUAUAUCCAUGACAUGCGUCUGGCGGAUCCGAUAUGGUCAGCUCAUCUCGCCAAGAAGCAGACUGCUCAGCCUGGAGAUCUGGUCGAGGAUGACACCAACGUGGGACCUGCACAGUAUCCUGAAGGAGGGGAGUGGGUUCCGCUUCCAAAUAACUUCAUCCGGAGAGAAGACCUCACGUCACUGGAAACAAUCACAUUUGAAGAUGAGCGCGUGAUGAAGCGUGUAGAAUCCAAGCUUCGUCGACAGAAUCAGAAUAUCAAGAAACAGAGCCUCUUGCGAGAUACCAGCACCGCUACGACAGACUACGAUCGAGCUGUCAUCGACAACAAUACACCUGGACCUGGUCUCAAGCAUGGAGUCCAGAAGGCCCUGAACGUGCAAUCGAAUGAUCCCUCUAGGAAAGGAUGGGAGGAGGAUGAAAGGCUCAUUUCGGGUGAGAAGGGAGAUGCGGGAGAAGGGGUGGUGCAAACUGGCGGGGGAGGGUUUCCUCUGGUUCCAGCGGACGAAAUGAAGAAAGCAGAAGACAACCCGGACAAAGCAGUCGAGGGAAGCGACACUGCGUUGACCGCAGUGAAAGCGACCGACAUUCUCGCAGACAAUACAGGUUCUACCAAAGAAGAACCCAACACUGCAUAUUACCAUCUCGCUCAGCAAGCCUUGACCGUGGCAGCUCUUGGCGGCAUGUUUGAAGCACACAAAAAGCAAAAUCCGGAUCACCAUAUCGACACCGACCCGCUUGACACCCUGCCUCCCAUUGGCAAAGGGCUGUUUGUAUCUCUCCACGUCGUCACUUGGGAAGCGGAUGAAAAUGUUGUACUGGAAGUCGGGUGGUCGGGUAUAUGGUGGCAAACAAAGCCCGAAGGUGGCGACUGCGAAGAGAUGCGAGAUAGAGGUCACUACAUCGUUCAGGAUCACCUGCUUGGGAAGCGCAACGGCAUGUGGAAAUCAGACAUGCGACAAGGCUAUCUUUUCGGGGAUUCCCUGCCUGUGGCCGAAUCGGAGCUCGAUACAACGAUCAAGGCUUUACUUGCUGAUCUCGCAAAGAAGGCUGGAGGCGGCCCAACCUAUCUCAUCUUUCACGGCGAGCAAGGGCUUGAGAAGAUAGGCAUGAAGGAUAUGUACGACUCUCUCCAACCAAUGGAAUGGGAUUAUCCUGCUUUCUCCUGUGUGGACGGCAUCGGCAAGUAUUUCCUUAUCGAUACUUCAAAGCUGUUUGCAGCUAUCGAGCAACGCUAUCAUAAGCAGCUCGCCCAAUCUCCUCGCUCGCUCGAAGAGGUCGGUUGGAUCAUCUUUGGUCAGGAAAAGAAACGACAACCUGUUGGAUUCGGUAACGCGGGCAAUGAUGCCUUUUACAAUCUCGAAGUCUUGCUGUCGAUUCUUACAGGUCUGUCGCUCGAUGAAUUACGAAGAGACUUUGUGAGAUCUCAAAAGGAGGCGAUCAAAGCCGCUCGUGAGGCGGACUCCCCAAAGGCCCAGGGUGAAGGAUCGAAAUCCAUACACUCAAGCGCUGGCGAUACGACUCCUCUCAAUUCGCCCUCGGUCGGUCACACAGAGGACGACGAGACGGAUAGUGAAGAGGACAUGAUCAAAGGCGUCUACUUUGAGGACGAUGAGGGUGAACUAAUCGAACUGAAGGAGUGAUCCCUAGAGUGAAUCCUGAGAUAUAUCCUGCACUGUCUCUACCCCAGUGGACGAACAAAUGUGAAUAACGAUACUCUGUAGCAUGAUAGACCACACGAUCUGAGGAUGUACAUGUGACAUAAUAUGACGAUGCAUA
This is a messenger RNA of Kockovaella imperatae, 2097 nucleotides long. RefSeq lists its product as hypothetical. The coding region runs from base 246 to 1961 and encodes 571 amino acids. The transcript is spliced from 10 exons. The record is from RefSeq and is a predicted model, not a curated record. Lineage: Eukaryota; Fungi; Basidiomycota; Tremellomycetes; Tremellales; Cuniculitremaceae. Gene Ontology annotation, cellular component: nucleus.